Molecule: messenger RNA, 1147 nt
Organism: Prorocentrum cordatum
Lineage: Eukaryota; Dinophyceae; Prorocentrales; Prorocentraceae
Source: the annotation of a GenBank genome assembly
AUGGCGUGGGAGGCUCCCGUGAGUUGCCGCCGAGGACGUGCACGCCUCCCCGCCCUCCCAGCAGCGCAGCCCCCCUCCGCGCUCGCCCCCCGCGCGCGCCGCCGAGCCGUCGCCGCGCCGGCCGGGCGCGGGGCACUGGAGGAGGCCGACCCGGAGCUGGCGGGGCUGCUGGCGGCCGAGCGGGAGCGGCAGGCGCGGAGCAUCCACCUCAUCGCCUCGGAGAACUUCGCCUCGCGCGCCGUGCGCGAGGUGCUCGGCUCGGAGCUGAGCAACAAAUACUCCGAGGGGCUCCCUGGCGCGCGGUAUUACGGGGGGAACGCCGUCAUCGACCAGAUAGAGCGGCUUUGCCAGGAGCGGGCCCUCGCUGCGUUCGGGCUGGACCCAGAGGAGUGGGCCGUGAACGUGCAGCCCUACUCUGGUAGCCCUGCCAAUUUCGCUGUCUUCACGGCGCUCCUGGAGCCCCACGACCUUUUCUUCUUUAUUUUCAUGGGGCUCGAUCUCUGCUGCGGGGGCCACCUGACGCACGGCCACUACACCCCAAAGCGGCGGGUGUCCGCCACGUCGAUCUAUUUCGAGUCGCUGCCGUACGGCGUGGACGCGAGCACGGGCCUCAUCGACUACGCGGAGCUGCGCAGAAGCGCCCUCGCCUUCCGGCCCAAGCUCAUCGUGGCCGGAGCGUCGGCGUACCCGAGGAUCAUCGACUGGGCCGCGUUCCGCGCCGUCUGCGACGAGGUGGGCCCCUCGCCUGUCUCUUGGUCGACAUGGCCCACAUCAGCGGCCUGGUCGCCGGCGGAGCGCACCCCUCGUCUGUCCAUCCCCGACCUUCCCGCACGCGGACGUCGUCACCACCACGACGCACAAGAGCCUGCGGGGGCCCCGCGGCGGCAUGAUCUUCUGCAGGAGAGCGCUGCGGCGUCGGGUCGACGACGCGGUGUUCCCCGCGCUCCAGGGCGGCCCGCACAACGACAUGCCCGACCUGACACCAUCGGCGCCCUUGCGGUCCAGCUGCGGGAGGUGGCCACCCCGGAGUUCCGGCGGUACUGUGCGGACGUGGUGGCCAACUGCCGCGCCCUGGCCGAGGAGCUCCAGAGCCAGGGCUGCACCGUCGUCACCGGCGGCACCGACAACCACCUGCUGCUCUGGGACC